AUGGACCCAACAGAGGAUGAGCAGAAGGCAAUGGUCACCAUGGCCGAGGUCUUCAAGUGGGUUGGGUUGAGUGAGACGGAAAUGGGUGAUGAGACAAAACUCUCAGGCUCCUUGGCAAAGUUGCUUGGUGCAGCAGACAUCACCAAGCCUGUCACCAUUGGAGUCGUUUCUGAGGCUGACUAUGAGGCAGUGAUCUCAAAGUGGAAAGUGCCAGAUGCUCCUGCGGCCAGGCACCCAACUCUGACUGAAAUGGGUACGGCCAAAUUGGUUGGGCAUGUUUGCAGAGUUUUAGCAGGCUCUGGUGAAUCUUUGGAGAUGCUGAAGAAGAGGGCCAGCGCACCAGCACCAGCGUUGCCCUCAGCACCAGCCGUGACGUCAGCUGCAGCACAGAGGAAAAUUAAGCUGAGCUCCAUCAUUUCACAGGUGGACGACACAGAAAUCCUGAUGGCAGAAGAGAAAGAAGUCUUGAAAGCCUUCGCAAGAUACGAAGUGGUGUAUGGAAAAGGUGACAGACCACCAAACGGCACAGAGCCGACUGCAGAGCAGUUGACCGCAGUGAAACACCUGAUUGAUUCAGGCUGCUGUCCAUACGCUGACUUUUCCAUCUUCGGUCCAUAUGGACAGAGGAUUUACAAGAAGGUGAAACUCAGUGGCUAUCAGAUUUCCCGUGAUGGACAGCUCUCCACAGUGGAACUGCAUGGACCUUCAAACAUCUCGCAGUGGAUCGGUUGCUACACUGUCCUGCAAAACAUUCUUGUGAUGUUGGAUGCAGUCGACCUAGGUCAUUUGCUGCGAUACAGGACGAUGAUCGAGAAGUUCCACGACAAGUAUGGUGAGCGAGUAUGGUCCGUCAUAUACCAAGGAGAUGUUAGAGCCAGGUUGGAGAACAUGCCACGCCUGAAGCGCAUGGCCCAAGCAGCUCACGACAAGGCGACUUCCUCGGGUGGCACCGCAGACUUUGAUCCAGCCAGGCCAUGGAACUAUGUCUGGUUCAAGGCGACAGAAGACCUUGAAUUCUGGCGUGAGGAAGUUGUGGACCCAUCCUUCUUGAUCCUCACGAAGAUUGCCCCAAAGGAAGAUAUGCUCCAAGGUGACGCGGUUACAGGUGUUGCCAAGGGAGGCCCCAGAGAGUCAGCACCAACUCCAUCGAGAAUGGGCAUACAAAGUAACGCCUCAGUCCGUCCCAGGAACUCCAGCAGAUCGGGGCGACUCAACAAUGUUGAAGAUGGGAAGUACACCACAAACCGCACUGGCUACAAAAUCUGCACUGGGUACAACGAUGGCAAGUGCACAGAGGCCAGUCAAGGUAUUUGGUGCACGCAGUCAUGGGACACAGUGCACCAGUGCAGCCGGUGCCUUGGGAGCCACCCUCAGAUUCAGUGCACUCACAAGGAGAUGCCGAAGCCAUCCUUCCUCAAGUCCAUGGGCAAAGGAAAAGGAAAGGGAGGAAGAAAAGGAAAGGGCGCUAGAGCAAUUGAGAGGCCGAGGAAUUCAGCGGCACCCACACCAACCGCACAGGGUGUGGGGAGCAGCAAAAUACUUUACCUUUUCAGUGGUCCGCCACGGCCAGAUGAUGGGCUUGGCAAGUUCUUGGAUGAGCUGGGCAUUGAAUGUGUCUGCGUGGAUCUUGAGGUUAAUGAACUGCAUGACCUUCUAGACCAAGAUGUUUGGGAGGGAGUUUCACAAGACUUGCCAAUGUACGACGGCUUCAUGUUGUCGCCACCUUGUUGCACCUUUUCUAUGGCAAGAGGUGGAAAGGGCGGGCCACAGCCACUCAGAGCAGCUGAGGGAAAGGAGAUCUAUGGUCUCAAGACUUUGAAACCAGAAGACAAGAAACGAGCCCACGAGGGAAAUGUUUUGGCAUCGAGAGCACAGUCAACAGCUUCUCAUGCCACACGUCGCAAGAAACCUUGGAUUCUGGAGCAGCCCCAUGAACGAGAGGGGAAGCCUUCCAUGUUCAAGCUUGAUGAGUUCAGGGAGCUUGAGAAAGAGCAAGACGUGCGACGGGCCACCUUUGACCAAUGCCGUUUCGGAUGCGAGUUUGAAAAGAAGACUGAUGUGCUUGCCAAUUUUGAUUUAGGGACAUCAGAGCCCCAGGGGGACUACAUCACCAGGCGGGCGGCUGCGUACCCUGCGGAUCUCAACAGGGCACUAGCUAGAGCUUUGGGAAACGCAGUGAAAGUGGCUGCGAGGACGGAAGUUCCAAGUAACGUAGCCAAGCCAAAGUUUGAGGUUGACCCCAAACCUGUUAUGGCCCUAAAAUUUGGUAAGCCACAGAAUGUCGAAACCCAGGUAGACGACAGAAACAGUCUGAGGAAUGUUUCAAACUGGGUGAAUGACAAAAUGAAGUUCAUAGGGGUUCAAGUCAGAAACAUCAUUGAGGAUUCCUUGUCUCAGAAUCCAGACGUGGAGAACUGCAUUUGGGAGAACAUCACGCAGCAUCAGAAACCAGAAGAUGUUCAUAUCCCGGAACCCUGGAUGGAUCAUGUCAGAUCCAGGGUCAUCGAUCUGUUCUUUCGCAACGAUGGCAGCAUUGUUGUUAAGCAACUGGCUGAACCGCAGACUGGGGACUAUGAGACUAAGAUCAUGGGCAGGCUCCUUCACGCAUGGGCUUGUAUUGUUGGUGACCCAGGUGCAAGAGCUACGAGAUGGAUAUUUGAAGGAGCACCGGCAGGGUUGGAAAUGAGUUCAAAGGACCUAGAUGGCAUGUUUCCCAGUGUCGAAGAUGAUGAACUGGAACUGGAUGAUAUUAACCUGCAUACUGACUUCGGUUCAUUUACAAACUACACUGGUGUUGAAGAGGACAAUGAAGCAUUUGAUGCGCUCGAGUCAUACUACGAGAAAGGGUUCAUGUUGAAAUUUCGUACACUAGAUGAUGUUGAACGGCAUCUGGGAUGUAAACCAACCUUGUCUAAACUGGGAUGCAUUAAGAAGAUGAAGUAUAACCCUGACACAGACCAGUACACCUAUAAGGCCAGGAUCAUAUUGGAUUGCAAGCGCUCUGGAGUGUCGAAGCGGGCACAACGUACGCACAAAAGUGUACUUCCCAGGGCCACCGAUGCAAUCUUGUCGGUCUUGCACUUGAUGGCGCAGAAACAAUCUGGUCAGGAUAUACAGCUCUUCAUUGCCGAUAUUGUCGAUGCCUUCUGGCUCAUUCCUCUUCACGUUUCGGAGAGGAGGUACUUCUGUGCACACUUGCGCGGGCAUUACUACUUGUUCACUAGAACGGCCCAAGGGUCACGCAUGGCACCACUGACAUUUGCUGCAAUCAUGUCGGUGGCUUCCAGAUGGGUGCAGAGCCUGAGCAACGAGUACGCCAUGCAGGUUUAUGUUGACGACCCAUUGGUGGCAAUUCUGGCAGAGCCGCAUCGUACCAAGCGGCUGGCAUGCGUUAUUGCGUCUGCAUGGAUGAUCAUGGGUUUUCCUUUGGCAUUCCACAAGGCAACUCUGGCACCACAACUAGUAUGGAUUGGGGUGCAGCUUGAAGUGAAGGAUGACACAGUAGUGGCGGAAAUUCCAGCAUCAAAGGUUUCGGAACUCAUCAAACUCUUGAAGGACACCCUUGGCAGCAACUUGGUGUCCAUCAAGUCUUUGCGGUCUCUUACAGGCAAGCUCACCUCUGUCGCAUCAGUCAUUCAGGUGUGGAGACCAUUUGUGCAGCAGCUGUACAAGGCCAUGCAUGUCGUGAACACCAAAGCUCCCAAAGGCUGUGUCUGGGUCAAACAGAUACAGCAUACAGUGUCAUGGCUUCUCACCUUCUUGGCUGGAGAACAGCUGGGCAUUAGACGAGAGUUCACUCUGGACGCGUAUCUUCGCAAAGGACCAGUUGUUGUCAUCACAUGGGAUGCAAGCCCAUAUGGCAUGGGGGCUACAUUACAAAUCAGCGGUGCCUUUGUCUCUUUCUUUGCGAUCCCCAUAACCUUGGAAGAUCAGGAGGCCCUGCAGACGCAGUCAGGUGACUGUCGUGGACAGCAAGUAUGGGAGGCAUUAGCUGGUUUAGUUGCCUUGAGAACGUGGUCACCAUACUGGCAGCACUUUCCUGUGGUCCUGCAAGUGCGCAAUGACAACGUUGGAGCCCUUACCUUGUUUUCGACGUUGAAAGGAGGUUCAACUGCUCUCUCAGUCAUCGCUCGAGAGUUCGCGCUAGACCUGGGAAAGGCUACAUGCAGACCUGCAUUGAUUCAACACUUGCCGGGCAUCACCAACAAGACCUGUGAUGCAUUAUCUCGAAGAUUUGAUCCUCACUAUACUUUCGAACUGCCGAGAUGCUUGCUGCAUGCAAAGCCAAUUGUUCCACCUACUCGAGACAAAACCUGGUGGAGAAGUUUACAGGUCACCGUUCCGAGCUCUUCAUCGGCACCGCCAUUGGCAGACUCAAAGGGAAUCAGAUCUCGUUCCCCAAGACGCUAG
Molecule: messenger RNA, 4410 nt
Organism: Cladocopium goreaui
Lineage: Eukaryota; Dinophyceae; Suessiales; Symbiodiniaceae
Source: the annotation of a GenBank genome assembly